UAACGUGUCAUAAUUAUUUAGACUUUAUAGUGCUUUGACAAUAAUUGAAAUGAUUCUGUUCAUACCCAUAUUAUGCGCAAUAUCGUCCACAUGGGCCGAGGAAAUGAUACUAGACCCACCACUCCGGGUAGAUCUUUCAUCUCCUGGAGAUGUUCAGUUCUUGACCCCAUCGAACGUGUUGACUGAAUGGAUCAACAUGCCUAUAGACCACUUUGAUCCACAGAAUACUGACACUUAUAGAAUGCGCUUUAUGUUCAAUGAUCAAUUUUUUGGCGGCGAUGGGUCACCGCUUUAUAUUCUUGUGGGAGGGGAGUGGGACAUCGUCGAAGGCUGGUUACGAGCUGGUAACAUGUAUCUUACAGCGCAGGAAAACAAAGGUUACAUGUUCUAUACAGAACAUAGAUAUUAUGGAGAGUCGCUUCCAUACCAAAAUUUCACAACCGAAAACCUACGCUUUCUAAAUGUAGACCAAGCAUUGGCUGACUUGGCAUAUUUUAUACGUGAAAUGAAAAGUCAUCCACGGUUCGCUGAAAGUAAAGUGAUUUUAUUCGGUGGGUCAUACGCAGCUAACAUGGUUAUUUGGUUCAAACAGAGAUAUCCACAUUUGGUCGAAGGCGUAGUCGGAUCCAGUGGUCCGAUUUUAGCCAAAGUAGAUUUUACAGGAUAUUUAGAGGUAGUUCAUCGAGCGUUUCAAUCGGAAUGCGGUGAUCAAAUGAUAGCGACGAUCAGACAGGGUAUAAUUGACACUGUGGCUUCCAUGGCCACUGAGGAAGGUAGACGAAAUUUGGAAAGGGCAUACAGAUUGUGUAGACCUCUAAACUAUGGCAAUGAAUUCGAGCUGGGAUAUUUUUCAGGGUUUAUAAGUUGGACAUUUUCCGGAUCCGUACAACAAGCGCGCCCGGGAACACUUCGGUCAAUUUGCAAUAAUUUCGAUUCUUACGGGUCAACACCAAUGGAAAAAGUCGGUGGUUAUAUUGCAGCCACGCGUGGGAUUGUAAAUUGUACUAAUAUUUCUUACGAAAGCUAUGUAAACCGCUACAGGUAUACAAGUGAUAAUAAUCGGGCAUGGUAUUACCAGACAUGUACCGAAUAUGGUUAUUACCAAACAGCCCCACGAAGCGGCACAGUUUUCGUUAGCAUUAAUACAGUUCAAGAACACACUCGAUGUCUUCAACAUAUUUUCGACGUUUAGUGGCAAAUUCCACCAAGUUUUAUUUUUUAAGAUCGGGCAUGGUAUUACCAGACAUGUACCGAAAAUGGUUAUUACCAAACAGCCCCACGAAGCGGCACAAUUUUCGUUAGCAUUAAUACAGUUCAAGAACACACUCGAUGUCUUCAACAUAUUUUCGACGUUUAGUGGCAAAUUCCACCAAGUUUUAUUUUUUUAGAUCGGGCAUGAUAUUACCAGACAUGUACCGAAAAUGGUUAUUACCAAACAGCCCCACGAAGCGGCACAAUUUUCGUUAGCAUUAAUACAGUUCAAGAACACACUCGAUGUCUUCAACAUAUUUUCGACGUUUAGUGGCAAAUUCCACCAAGUUUUAUUUUUUUAGAUCGGGCAUGGUAUUACCAGACAUGUACCGAAUAUGGUUAUUACCAAACAGCCCCACGAAGCGGCACAGUUUUCGUUAGCAUUAAUACAGUUCAAGAACACACUCGAUGUCUUCAACAUAUUUUCGACGUUUAGUGGCAAAUUCCACCAAGUUUUAUUUUUUUAGAUCGGGCAUGGUAUUACCAGACAUGUACCGAAUAUGGUUAUUACCAAACAGCCCCACGAAGCGGCACAAUUUUCGUUAGCAUUAAUACAGUUCAAGAACACACUCGAUGUCUUCAACAUAUUUUCGACGUUUAGUGGCAAAUUCCACCAAGUUUUAUUUUUUUAGAUCGGGCAUGGUAUUAUCAGACAUGUACCGAAAAUGGUUAUUACCAAACAGCCCCACGAAGCGGCACAAUUUUCGUUAGCAUUAAUACAGUUCAAGAACACACUCGAUGUCUUCAACAUAUUUUCGACGUUUAGUGGCAAAUUCCACCAAGUUUUAUUUUUUUAGAUCGGGCAUGGUAUUACCAGACAUGUACCGAAAAUGGUUAUUACCAAACAGCCCCACGAAGCGGCACAAUUUUCGUUAGCAUUAAUACAGUUCAAGAACACACUCGAUGUCUUCAACAUAUUUUCGACGUUUAGUGGCAAAUUCCACCAAGUUUUAUUUUUUUAGAUCGGGCAUGGUAUUACCAGACAUGUACCGAAUAUGGUUAUUACCAAACAGCCCCACGAAGCGGCACAAUUUUCGUUAGCAUUAAUACAGUUCAAGAACACACUCGAUGUCUUCAACAUAUUUUCGACGUUUAGUGGCAAAUUCCACCAAGUUUUAUUUUUUUAGAUCGGGCAUGGUAUUACCAGACAUGUACCGAAAAUGGUUAUUACCAAACAGCCCCACGAAGCGGCACAAUUUUCGUUAGCAUUAAUACAGUUCAAGAACACACUCGAUGUCUUCAACAUAUUUUCGACGUUUAGUGGCAAAUUCCACCAAGUUUUAUUUUUUUAGAUCGGGCAUGGUAUUACCAGACAUGUACCGAAAAUGGUUAUUACCAAACAGCCCCACGAAGCGGCACAAUUUUCGUUAGCAUUAAUACAGUUCAAGAACACACUCGAUGUCUUCAACAUAUUUUCGACGUUUAGUGGCAAAUUCCACCAAGUUUUAUUUUUUUAGAUCGGGCAUGGUAUUACCAGACAUGUACCGAAUAUGGUUAUUACCAAACAGCCCCACGAAGCGGCACAGUUUUCGACCAAUUGCGAUGGCUCUCGGUGCCAUUCUACGUUGAUUUAUGUAAACAGGCAUU
Molecule: messenger RNA, 2838 nt
Organism: Pieris brassicae (large cabbage white)
Lineage: Eukaryota; Metazoa; Arthropoda; Insecta; Lepidoptera; Pieridae
Product: putative serine protease K12H4.7
Exons: 8
Coding region: 50-1192 (380 amino acids)
Biological process (GO): proteolysis
Molecular function (GO): dipeptidyl-peptidase activity; serine-type exopeptidase activity
Source: RefSeq, a predicted model, not a curated record